AUGCAGGCUCUACAGGUUUUGUCUCUGACUCUGCUGUCCGUUCUGGCAGCUAACGCCCAGACCUUCCGCCCUGGAAAAUGCCCCCAACCCCCCGUCCAGGCUAACUUUGACACCGCCAGGUAUCUGGGCAAGUGGUAUGAGAUCCAGAAGCUCCCUGCCAUCUUCCAGAAGGGCGAGUGCAGCACUGCCACCUACUCCUUGAAGAGCCCCGGAGUAGUUGGUGUGCUCAACAGGGAGCUGCUGUAUCUCGUGGAUCCACCAGCAUCGGUGGCGUCCCUGAUGCGGGACGAAGAACCCGCACAGCUCGUGGAUCCACCAGCAUCGGUGGUAGCUCUGGUGCGGGACGUAGUGCCCGAUCAUCCCGCGGAUCCCGCUAUGGACCCGGGCUGA
Molecule: messenger RNA, 390 nt
Organism: Oncorhynchus tshawytscha (Chinook salmon)
Lineage: Eukaryota; Metazoa; Chordata; Actinopteri; Salmoniformes; Salmonidae
Product: apolipoprotein D-like
Exons: 3
Coding region: 1-390 (129 amino acids)
Source: RefSeq, a predicted model, not a curated record